This is a messenger RNA of Erythranthe guttata (spotted monkey flower), 5638 nucleotides long. RefSeq names its product SAC3/GANP/Nin1/mts3/eIF-3 p25 family (gene SAC3B). Lineage: Eukaryota; Viridiplantae; Streptophyta; Magnoliopsida; Lamiales; Phrymaceae. Gene Ontology annotation, biological process: mRNA export from nucleus. Gene Ontology annotation, cellular component: nucleus; transcription export complex 2; cytoplasm. The record is from RefSeq and is a predicted model, not a curated record.
UUCGUAAUACGACGCCGUUUGGCAAUGUGCAUAUUCAGUCGUCGUCUUCAAUCUGAAAAACCCUUCCCCCCAAUUUUUUUCUUCUGACAAGACAAAAUUACUGAGCUCCAAGGGACCUGAAGAAGACGACGUACAACCCUUCCCUAGGUGUAUAUUAUACGCCUCUUCGAUAGUUUCUCUCUCACACAGUUCACGUACUCGUAUGUGGACAAUAAAGAUCUGAAAAAUUCAGAAAGAAGAAUGUCAUUUGGUGGAUUUGGGAAGAACUCUGGUCCAAGUACGCCGCCUGCAGCUCAGAACCCGUUUGCCCAAUUUCCUCGCCUCCCUUCUCCGUCUCCUCCUCGUCCGAUUUCACCUAGGUCCUCAAUCAAUUAUAGUGGCCUUGAUGCUUCUGGGUCCACACCUUCACCGCCUUUGGCUUCCUCUCGCCCUUUUCCAGGAAGACACGAUCCUAUAGAUAAGAGCUACUCAGUUCCUUACCGAGCACCACCGCCUUCCCUGGUUGUUCAGAAAAAUCUACACGCUAGUGGCCAGUAUCGUCAAAAUGAGCAAAGCAACGGGCCUCCUUUGAGAUGGGAUGAUGUGAAAGCAUCGCCAUUUAAAGAUCAUGAUGCCCGAACCUAUCAAAGGCCUCCAGCCCUUCUGUCACAGAAUGCUUCAAGUAAUUCAAGAACUGGCCCCCCUGCUAAAACCUCAGAACUUCGAUAUAUUGAAAGAGCCAAUUUACCUUAUUCUCAAUCACUAGAUGAAAUUUCAAAAAACACCAGUCCUUUAGAUAAGAGCUACUCGGUUCCUUACCGAGCACCAUCGCCGUCCCUGGUUGUUCAGAAAAAUCUAUAUGCUGGUGGCCAGAAUCGUCACAAUGAGCAGCACCAUUUUGCGUCCUCCAUGGGGGGUAAUCAUUCAAAGUCAUCCAGCCAUAAUACCACACCACCAGCCCAACUGGGAACUCCCUCAGUCUCGACAACAGGAGGAUCUUAUCAAUCUGGACCAGUGUUUCAGACCAAACACACAGAUGGUCCAUUUCCAAAAAGAACAAGAUCACCGACACUUCUUACCACCGGUGGGGUUUCCCGAGAAGAUAAUGUUUCCGGUUCAGGUGGUCACCAAAGAUCUUUGGUCAACUAUAGGGACCUUGAUGCUCCUGAGGCGAUGCCUUCACCGCCUUUGGCUUUUGACAGCAGCUUCCCUAGUAGGGAUCCCCCUCGCCCUUUUGCUGGAGCUCAAAAUCAUUAUCACUCCCGCACGUGGGCGAAUCAAUCAACAUCCUCUAUCAAUAAUACCACUCAACUGGUUCAAGAAGAUAUGCCUUCAGUCUCGACAAGUGGUGCCUAUCAAUCUGGAAGGACAUUUCAGACCACACAUGUAGAUGGUUCACUUCCAAAACGAACGAGAUCUCCAACAAUUCCAUCUCCCAGUGGUGGUUUCACACAGAAUCCUGCUAUUGCAUCUGAUGGUUACAAAAGAGCUCAUGGUUUUCCAAAUCAAAGUCAGUCUCCAACAUCUGUACCAACCAUCAGCGUUGAAACCUCUAUCAACAAGCCCAUGCACUUUCCAGCUGUCAAACGGACCAAGAUACCACUUCUAUCUUCACCUGAUAAAAAAAUUCAAGAGAAUUUGGAUCCUGCAGAAGAUAUUGAGCGGGAAUUACAUGCCAAGGCAAAGCGUUUGGCCCGGUUUAAAGAUGAACUAAGCCAACCCGUGGAAAGUCAUCCUACUGUUAGAAAUCAAACUGUUGCAACCAAAAUGCAACACCAUCUUACACCCGAGAGAGAGAGAGAGGAUCCAACAAUGGAUGUGAUGGGGGAUACCGUUGGUGGCAAUUUUUCGUCAGAAUAUGAAGGCGUGGCAUCACCCAGUAAUAUAGUUGGAGUAUGUCCAGAUAUGUGUCCAGGGUCCGAGAGAGCUGAACGUGAAAGAAAAGGAGAUCUUGAUCAAUAUGAACGCCUGGAUGGAGAUAGAAAUCUGACCAGUGAAUUUCUUGCCGUGAAAAAGUACACUAGGACUGCAGAGAGGGAAGCAGAGCUUAUUCGUCCAAUGCCCAUCUUGCGAAACACAAUGGACUAUCUUCUGAAUUUGCUAGAUGAGCCUUAUGAUGAUAGAUUCCUUGGCUUGUAUAACUUCUUAUGGGAUAGGAUGAGGGCCAUCCGUAUGGAUUUGAGGAUGCAGCAUAUCUUCAAUCUAGAGGCCAUCAGUAUGCUGGAGCAAAUGAUAAGGCUUCACAUAAUAGCCAUGCACGAAUUAUGUGAAUAUACUAAAGGAGAGGGAUUCUCUGAGGGAUUUGAUGCACAUCUUAAUAUUGAGCAGAUGAACAAAACAUCUGUUGAAUUGUUUCAGUUUUAUGACGAUCACAGAAAAAAAGGAGUACAUGUAUCAUCAGAAAGAGAAUUUAGAGGCUAUUAUGCACUCCUCAAGCUUGACAAGCAUCCAGGCUAUAAAGUUGAACCUGCAGAGCUGUCACUUGAUCUGGCUAAGAUGACUGCAGAAAUGAGGCAAACUCCAGAAGUGGUAUUUGCCCGUGAUGUAGCAAGAGCCUGCAGAACAGGGAAUUUUAUUGCCUUCUUUAGGCUUGCCCACAAAGCUAGCUAUCUUCAAGCAUGUCUAAUGCACGCUCAUUUCUCUAAGUUACGGACCCAGGCCCUUGCUUCAUUGCACGCUGGUCUGCAGAUUAACCAAGGGAUUCCCAUCACUCAUGUUGCUAAGUGGCUUGGGAUGGAGGAAGAGGACAUAGGAGACCUUCUGGAAUACUAUGGUUUCUCACUCAAGGAUUUCGAAGAACCAUAUAUGGUGAAGGACAAUGCAUUUAUCAAUGUCGAUAAAGACUUCCCUGUCAAGCGUUCAAAACUGGUCAAUGGGAAAAGGUCAAGGGUGAUAGCUAGUGAUGUCUCACUACCUUCACUUACUGAAUUGUAUUCUGCCGAGGAAGUUAAAGAAUUCCAGCUAAAGAAGAAUCCUGAGCCAAUACCUGUACCUUUACAACCUGUUGUGCCCGUAAAUACUACCCAGUUCCAUGAUCAGAAAAUGCAUGAUUUUGGUACCAUCUUAUCCCCAAAAUCCCCAAAAUCCCCAAAAGGCAACAUGCAAAGUCCCAUGGAUAAAACAGCCAUUUCUCUACUGAUGUCUGAUAAAAAAAUGGUUGGACAUGAGGCUGAGGUGACACCAGCUAGUCCCUUGGUAUUGGAUUUUUCCAAUAGUGCCUCUGAAUAUCAACGAAGUAGAGUUGAAUCUGCACAGAAACCGAAGUUUGAACCUGUUUUUAGAAACUCUUUUGGUAGAUCAAUCAAGCAUGAUGUUGAAGCAACAGCACCAAUCACACCAGAAAGUGCUGAGGAAAAUAGAUUACAUGUGGUGCCUCUAAAUUCUGUUGUCCAUACUCCAAUACCACAACCUAUGUUCACUGAAGACUUAGAAGAUGAAGAAGUGACAGGUAUCAUGGAAGAAGAUAAUUCUGAUGAAGUGGCAACAGGUUAUUAUAACAAAGAAGUUGUGGAAGCCAAACUUAAGCUGAUUCUGAGGAUAUGGAAGCGUCGUACAGCAAAGAAAAGGGAACUGCGUGAGCACAAACAAUUGGCAGCAAAUGCUGCCUUGAGUUUGCUUUCUCUGGGUCCACCAAUUUGGCGAUUUGAAGUACAAUCAGGCGAUUUCCACACAUUCAACAUUGACCAUGUCAUGAGUGAAAGACAUGAAAUUCAAGAAAGAUCAUGGUCAGUGCUGAAUCCUUCUGAUGUGGUAGCUGCUAAACUCAUCGAAAGAAAUCAAGACGCCAAAUUUCUUUGCUGGAAGUUAGUUUUAUGUUCUCAGGAGGCGUCUGUGCAUAAAGACAACGUGGGUUCAUGGUUACAUUCUAAGCUUAUGCCCGGCAACAAUGAUGGUGAUGGCGACCUGCUUGUAUCAUCUCCUGGUCUAGCAAUUUGGAGAAAUUGGAUUUCUACGCAAUCCGGUGUUGACCCAACGUGUUGUUUGUCGGUUAUUAAGAGCAUCCAAUUUGAGGAUAUAAAUAAAUCAAUAACAGGAGCAAGUGCAGUUCUCUUCGUUUUAUCAGACCAUAUUCCCCUAGAGAUCCAGAAGAAACGUCUUCAUGAUAUUGUUAUGUCUCUACCUUCUGGUUCUCGUUUGCCUCUUCUUAUCUUGAGUGGCUCUCGCAAGGACGAGUCUAAUACCUCCGACAUAGCUUAUCUUUUGGGACUCCACAACAUUGACAAACAAAGGGUAGUUAUGUUGGACAUCGUUUUUCUGAAAGACAGGGAUACGAAAAAAAUGGAUGGAUUUUUCAGCGAUAAACAUUUAAGAGAAGCGCUAGAAUGGCUGGCUAGUGAAUCACCACCGCAGAUAGUUCUCACCGAGACAAAAACACGUGAAUUGGUUUUGUCCCAUUUAAAUUCUACCCUCGAGAUUCUUGACGAGACAAAUACUCACGGAGUUGGUCCGAACAACUGCAUUUCGGCUUUCAACGAAGCUUUGGACCGAUCAAUGAAGCAAAUGGCAGCUGCAGCCCAUGUAAAUCCCAUUGGUUGGCCUUGUCCGGAAAUUGACUUUCUCGAGAAGUCAACUGACGAGUACAGAGCCGCAGCUUGGUAUUUACCAAGCAUAGGAUGGAGCUCACCUUCGAGAACCGACAUGUUAAUUUCUGCAUUAAAUGAUUUAAAGCUCCCCAUUUUUGAGGACGAUCUUUCAUGGUUACAUAAAGGUCUUAACAUUGGUGAUGAUAUUGAGAGUCUAAUAUCGCGGCUUGAAAAUUGCUUAAUCGGAUAUUUAACAGAGACGAGUAAGAUGAUGGGAGUAGACUUGGCCCAAAAAGAGGCAGGUAUCGUGCUUCAAAAGAACACACGGCUCGAGCUUCACAACACUACCUAUUACAUAAUUCCGAAGUGGGCAUCGAUUUUCCGAAGGCUAUUUAGUUGGCGGCUAAUGAAUUUAAACCGUGGAGAAGUGUCUUCAGUAUAUACAUUAUUAUUGCAGCAGAAAAGUUCCGAAGAUGAUACGGAGUCGAAAAGCAGUAGAUUUCCGCCUCCACAUGUCGUCCAUCUGUCACUCGACGAAAUGGUUGAAAUUAGCGGUUUCCAUCGGGAAUUGGGGUCCAAUCAAACGGAACACGAAGCAUUUCAAACGAGGUCAUUACCACCUAUGGCCUAUGAUGAUGCUGUAAUAAUGGAGCAUCGAGAGACGAAUUCACAGGAUAGCUUAUUGACAAGUUAUGACCAUUCAAUAGCUGAGGAAGAAAAUGAAGAUGGAGUUCAGGUGGUGCACAUGACUAAAGCAGCUAGUAUUAAUGUAACCGAUAAAUUAACUGAAUUAUUGGAGAAGUGUAAUAUUGUGCAAAACCAGAUUGACAAGAAGCUGUCAUUCUAUUUUUGAUUUUUUUUUUCUUUUUUCUUUUUUGGGGUUAAAUGUGAAAUUGUAAAGAAGAAGCUGACACAUAAGUACUUUUGUGUAAGGUGUUAUAUCUUUUUGCCAUCUUCCCGACAGAAGCUGCUUUAAAUCAAUGCCCAUAGUCUGUGAUAUCCAAUUUCACACUUCAUUGGUACACUGUCUGUGUGUCAGUGUGUGUUGAUUUCUUGCUGUAGUGCUCAAUUAUUUGUUCAACUGUCAAUUUUUGGAAGUCUUAUAUUCAGAUGUUUACGAAUUGAUUCGAGCUGAA